GCCUGCCCACGUGUCUCCCCGCCAGUCUCCCGCCUACACCCUGGUGUGGACAAGGCAGAACCACGGGACGCUGCCCGAGGGCGCAGUGGACUUCAACGGGAUCCUGACACUGCGCGGGGUGCGGCCCCAGGACGCCGGGGUCUACGUGUGCACCGGCUCCAACAUGCUGGACAUGGACCAGGGCACCGCCACACUCUACGUCCAGGCAGCCUCGAAGACUCAGAUGUUUUACGGCCCCGUUGAGUUCAUGGAGGGGCACAGACCGGCCGGCACCGCCACCGCCCCCACCGCCAGCGUGGAGCCGGCGCAGCUGAGCGUGGCACCGGGGCAGCCGGCAGAGUUCCGCUGCGUGGGCACCGGCAGCCCCGCGCCCACCCUCGAGUGGCUCGGAGCGCUGCCGCCUCAGGCCGUGGUGCAGGGCGGGACGCUGCGGUUCGGCGCCGUGGAACCCGCCGACGAGGGGCACUACGAGUGCCGGGCACGCAGCAGCGCCGGGCAGCACACGGCACGGGGGUACCUGCACGUGCAAG
Molecule: messenger RNA, 530 nt
Organism: Corapipo altera (White-ruffed manakin)
Lineage: Eukaryota; Metazoa; Chordata; Aves; Passeriformes; Pipridae
Product: basement membrane-specific heparan sulfate proteoglycan core protein-like
Exons: 4
Source: RefSeq, a predicted model, not a curated record